AUGAAGAGAGAGAGGACUUUGACGGCGAAGAAGACGACCUUGAUCAAUAGUCCAUUGGAGAUAACGAAGGACCCGUUUUGUAGCAUUCAAGUGAUCAGUGGUUGGAGCUUGCAUGAAUUGGGACAACUUGUUGACAGCAUAGGAGAUGUCAGGACGGGUGAGGGAAAGAUACUGGAGGCCGCCAAUGAUGCUGCGGUAGUCACAACCGUCCGAGAGUGUCACCAUCUUCGUAAAUUGGGUUCUCGUGACCGAUCAUUUCAUUUAACCCAGCUCACACGAGAUCCUGCCCCAAAUCUCUCUCCCCAGAUCCGAACUCCGACCCCAAAUCUCGUCCCCAGUUCCUCUCCGCCGACCUCAGAUCUCGUCCCCAGUUCCUCAGUUCGGCGCCGACCUCAGAUCUCGUCCCCAGUUCCGAACUCCGACGCCCCAAAUCUCGUCCCCAGAUCCGAACUCCGACGCCCCAAAUCUCGUCCCCAGUUCCAUAGAUCUCCGUCGACCUCAGAUCUCGUCCCCAGUUCCGAACUCCGACGCCCCAAAUCUCGUCCCCAGUUCCUCAGAUCUCCGCCGACCUCAGAUCUCCGCCGACUUCGAGAACCCACAUCGAAUCUGAGACCGACGCCGACUUCAAGAACCGACCACCGACCCCCGCCAUUUGAAGGUGUUCUCAGGUGGUCCAUGGCAAGAAAGAGUUUUUACAUUGUGAAGAGAGGUCGACGAUGUGGAAUUUUUAAUAAUUGGGAGGACUGUAAAAAGCAAGUUGAUAAAUUCCCAAAUGCCGCAUAUAAAGGAUAUGCAACGUACGAAGAGGCUUUGGUUGAAUGGGAUAAGCACAGCAUCGCUUGUGAUUCAGCAUCCAACUCAAGGCAUGUCCAAACUCCUUUUUAUGUCCCGACACCUGAUUCUGCAUCGAGCUCAAGAACUACUAUUUCCCCUAACUAUGCUUUUGCAUUAGGUUCAGUGUUUACAAUAUUAGUGUUUGUAGUAUGUAUCGUUGUCGUAUUUAUUUUUUUCUAUAUUGCAAAAAUUAUGUGAGCUUGAGAACUUAUGUAUCGAGUAACUUAUGUGAUU
Molecule: messenger RNA, 1068 nt
Organism: Asparagus officinalis (garden asparagus)
Lineage: Eukaryota; Viridiplantae; Streptophyta; Magnoliopsida; Asparagales; Asparagaceae
Exons: 3
Coding region: 1-1032 (343 amino acids)
Source: RefSeq, a predicted model, not a curated record